This is a messenger RNA of Tetrahymena thermophila SB210, 6582 nucleotides long. RefSeq names its product cation channel family protein. Gene Ontology annotation, cellular component: voltage-gated calcium channel complex; membrane. The transcript is spliced from 13 exons. Gene Ontology annotation, molecular function: calcium ion binding; high voltage-gated calcium channel activity. Gene Ontology annotation, biological process: calcium ion import across plasma membrane. The record is from RefSeq and is a predicted model, not a curated record. NCBI's taxonomy places the organism in Eukaryota, Ciliophora, Oligohymenophorea, Hymenostomatida, Tetrahymenidae.
AUGAAUUAAACUCCAUAAAAAGCUAACAAUCAAGAAACGAUUGCAAUAAAUAAUAUUUUGAGUAGCCCUUAAUAUAUCUAGCAAAAUGUAUAAAUAGAUUAAUUAUAAAAUGAGAAGAACAUAACAAGAAAUUCCCAAGAAGAUAUUUAAUUUUAGGAAGGAAUCAUUUCAAAAAAAAUUUAAGAUGCUAAUAAUGAAAUAGAUAGAAAUACUUAAAACUAUCUUUAAACUCAUGAAGAGUAAGACCAAUAAUAGUAUUCUCAUUAAAAUUUAGGAUAAAAUAAGGAAAAGGAAGAGAGUGCCAGUAAAAAAAUGACUAAGAAUAAUUAUUAUAGGGUACUAAACUCUUAAACUUUUAGAUGGAUAAUUAUUGCUUCAACUCUAGCUGAAAUAGCUGCCUAUUUGAUGCACGACUAUUCAUACAGAAUAACAAAGUAAAGAAAGGAGUCAUUACAAAUUAAUGUUGUUGCAGAUUAUUUUGAGCUUAUUACAAAUAUCAUAUUUACAAUUGAAAUAAUUUUUAUAAUUUUCGCUUAUGGUGCCCACAGAAAGACAUUAAAUUAAAUUUUUACUACAUUAAAUGCCCUUUUAUUGACAGUUCUUAUAUCAAGUUGGAUAUCGUAUGCUACAGAUGAAAUUGAAGUAUUUAAUGUUUACAAACAUUUCAGAAUACUGACUAUUUUUCGACUCUUCCCUGUUCUAGCGAAGAAAGUCAAUGCCUUUUUUGGUAGCUUUAAGCACUUAGGAAAAACAUUUUUUCCUUUGAUUUGUGUCAUUAUUUUCUACUCUGUUAUUGGAAUAAGCUUUUUUAGAGGACAUAUAGAAAGCAGAUGUCGCUUAACAAAACAUCCUGAAGAAGGAGAAACGAUAUGGGAAAUUGACGAAUCUGUUCACUUGCCUUGUGGAGUUGCAUCUUGUCCUUCUCAAUCUUAUUGUGGAAAUCCUGCUGAAUAUGGAUUACCUGAAUACCACCAUGAAUUCGAUAAUGAACAUAUGUUAUGGGGCUAUGUUAAUUUCAAUGAUAUUUUUAAUGCACUUUUUAGUGUGUAUAACUUUCUUAUGAUAAAUGGUUGGGUUGCUACUACUAAUAUAUUUUGGAGAGCUCAAGACAAGACUGUUUCUGGAAUAUAUUUUGUUUCGCUAGUUUUAUUAUUAUCCCAAAUUUUUUCUAACAUUGUCUUAGCUACUCUUUAUGAAGGAUUCAUGGACAGUAAUACUAGCGGUAAAUAAAGCUCAAAGGAAGGAGGAGAAUCAACUCUAUAGAACGAUAAGGAAAGCAAAGCAUCACCGACUCAAAAAAAGUCUAUCUUUAAAAAAAAAUAAAAAAAUGCUUCUAAGUUUACUAAGCAUUCAAAUGACAGCGAAUAGGAAUAAGAAAAAAUGAGAAAAUAAGGUCUUAUGUUGAUAUCAUAGAUUUCUUGUGUUAGAGAUGAUUAAUUAAAAUACAAUAAAGGCUAUAAAUUAAGUUUAUUUCUUUAAUCUAUAUAUAAAUAUGCUAAACAGUUUAGAAAAUCAACUCUAUUUAGUUUUUUACAUUUUGUUAAUAUAAUAUCGAUAAUAGUAGUCCUCUGUAUUGACAAUAUUUAAAUAGAAGGAUAUGAAUAUGUUAAGUUGAACAAAGCUGAUUUUAUUGUCACAAUGAUAUUUUUUUCUUUUUCUUUUAUAGAGUUAAUCACUUAAGGAAAAAAGUACUUUGAGCAAAAACUCCUUCUACUAGAUGCCUUUAUUAUCUUAAUAACAUCUAUUUCAUAUAUCGUGGAGAGUAGUAAAGGCUAUGAUAUUUUCAAUCCAUAGGUUUAAACAUUUAUUUUUAUAAGAUGGAUAAAAAUGCUGCGUAUACUAAGACUAAUAAAUGAAUUCUCUAUAUUUGGAAGCUUAAAAAUCUUGUUACAUACUUAUUAUUAUACACUUGCCUCUUUGCCUGAGUUUCUUUUCUUGUGGGUCCUUCUUAUCGUUCUUUUUGUUCAAAUAGGUAGAGAGCUUUUGGCAGGAAUGGAUGGAGGAGAUGAACAUUUCGAUGAAGAAGAAACAAUUAUUAGAAUUAAUUAUAACACACUUCAUAAUAGUUUGAUAGCUGUUAUUAUGAUUUGCUAUAACGAAGAGUGGCAAUUAGUUAUGUACAAAUAUAGGAGAAUAGUUGGUUACAAAAGUAUUUUAUAUCACUUUCUUGCUAUGCUAAUCCUUUAAGUACUAUUUGUUAGGCUUUUCAUAGCUAUUUUUAUAAAUAUUUUUAUGAAGUGGCUGAGAGAAAAUGAAAUUGUAUUAUAUCACUCUCAAACAUUAGUUAUUAUAAAAAAACUCACAAAGCAAGCUACAAAUUUCUUUAAUUCGAAAAGAAAUUAAAUCUAACCUCAACAAUCAAACACUCUAAAAGAAAACAAUAAUAUUAAGCAGCAAGCAUCCAUUAAAAAUUCAGUAGAAGAAAUGUAAGAAUAUUAGUAAGAUGGAAUGAAAGGUUAUGAAAAGCAAUAAAAUUUGAAAAAUGAAACAAAAAUGUUGAAUUAAGAUAGCUAAAACUAGAAAAUGAAUGGAGCUAUUUAAAAUAGUCAGACUAAAAAAUAAAAUUAAAAUGGUAAUUUAAAUUUACCUAAAAUAAUUCAUACAACUUCGAUAGAAAAAAUAGAUGAAAUUUAAAUGAAAAAAUAAAAUCUUAAAAGAAAACAAUCACUUGAAAUGCUUAGAGAAAGUACUUAACCUUCAAUAAAUGUAAUAAUGAGUAGAAGCAAAUCAAAUGAAAAUUUGAUUGAUUAAAAGUAAUAGCAAAGCUCUAGAGAAACAUCUAGUAAGCACUAAAACUAGCUAAUAGCUUAUCGUAAGAUUAAUACACACUCGCAUGCAUCAACAGCUUUUAAUAUUGUGUUAAAUAACGAUUCUAGUGAAAAAGAUUAGAUAGCUGAACCAAUUAAUUAAGAAAAUAAAAACGAUUAAAAAUAAAAUAAUAUAUUUUUGUUAACUCCAUAAAGGUCAAUUUAUAACAGAAGUAAAUCAGGUGAAAAUGAAAAUAGAAAUAAUCAAGAUGAAUUUAAUAAAAUAGAGCAUGCUAAAUUUAAUAUCCAAAGCCAUAAUUCAUCAUAAAAAAGGACUCGUCAUAGCUAACUACCCAGCAUAUCAUUAUAAUCUCCAUUAAACAGCUCUACUGUAUUUCCUUUUAUAAAUUAAAAUUGUAUCAAUGAAAUCAUAAAACAAUCAAGCAGAGAAUAAUUCUAGUCAGACGCUGAAUCAUAUCCCUCAUAAUCUAAGUAUGAUAGAUUGUUGAUUAUGAGCUUAGAAAGUUUAAAAAGCUAAGAAAAUAAUGAUAAGCUGAGUUAGAAUGGAAAAUAGAAUUCUCAACAUCACUCAAAUCAAUAAUAACAGUAAAACGAAUUUAUCGAUAAACUAAAUAAUAAUAAUAAUGCUUAUAACAAAAAUCUUGGAAGUAAUAGCUUUAAAGAGCUUAAUAUGACCAGUGAAUAAAAUGAAAAUAGUCAUGACAUAAAUAAUGAUGAAGAAGAAGAAGAGAGAUCUUUGUUCAUAUUUAGUAAAGAAAAUAAAUUCAGAAAAAUCUGCAAAAAUAUUGUAAUGCACAACUACUUUGAUUACUUUAACUCUAUUUGCAUAGCUGCUCUUGCUUUUCUAUUUUGCGCUGACACUCCAUUUGUUGAUCCAAACAGCUCAGAGCAAGUAGUUAUAAUAGUUUUCCAUGCUAUUUUAACGGCCUUUUUUAUAAUUGAAAAUAUUAUGCAAAUAAUUGCAUAUGGUUUCAUUUUUUCACCUACUUCCUUCAUAUAAAGAAACUGGUUUUUUAAUUCUAUUGAUAUUAUCACAACAGUUGCCUCAUUCUUCUAUACAGUUGAUUUUUGGCCAAGAAGUGUAUAUGUAUUUAAAUUCAUCCUAAUCUUAAGAUUAACUGUGCUAUUCUCUUUCUUAUCCCAUUAAGUUAAAGAAGUUCACCAUGCAGGAAUGAUUUUGAUAAAGUGUCUCCCCAGAAUGCUAAGAUUAAUCAUUUUUGCAGCUAUAUUCUUACUGAUAAGCGGAGCUUUAACAACAAAAUUAUUGAAGGGAUCUAUGCAUCAUUGCUAUAUAGGAGAUGAAAGUGAUGGAGAAAAUAGUGAAAUACCAGAAAUUAUAACAAAAUUUGAUUGUUUAGAUUUAGGAGGUGAUUGGAUAGAUUCUUAAUAUAAUUUUAACAAUAUAAUAAACUCUCUUUAAAUUCUAUUUAUGGUUUAAUCUUCAGAAGGUUGGAUUCAUAUUAUGUUUAAUGUUUAUGACUCAACAUCUCCUGAGCUUAAUUCUCAUUAUCGCUAAAACAGUUUAUGGGCGAUAUUUUUCAUAUAAUUUUUCUUUAUUGCAAACAUCUGUAUCCUGAAUAUGUUUGUCGGUUUAGUCGUAGAAACUUAAUUAGAAAUGAUUGAAUCAGAACAUAAAACUAAAGAUUUACAUAAAUUCUAAAAAGAAUGGCUGUUUAUCAAGAAAUCUAUAUAUUAGUUGAAGCCAUCAGCAAAAGUAAAAAUACCUCAAGAUAAAGUUAGAAAGUUCUUAUUUGAUAAUUUAAUUUAAGGGAAUGCAUUAAAAAUAAUUUUUUAUACUUUCACUCUAGCUAACUGCAUAAACUUAAUGCUAUUCAGAAACAGAUAAACUCAAGAAGAAAUAGACAAACUAUAUUUAGUAAAUGAAGUUUGCUUAGUGGCUAUGAUUAUUGAAAUAUUUUGCAGGAUGGUUUGCUUAAAUUUAAAAUAUUUCACAGAACCUUGGAAUGUAAUUGAUUUAUCUAUUGUCAUAAUUGGGUGGAUAAACUUGAGAUUUUAAUAAACAAAUGAAUUUGAAAUUUUUGAUAGAGGAUUAAGAAUUUUUGAUGGAGUUGCUAAAGGACUAUAGCUAUUAAGAUUUUAUAGAAUUAUGAAACACUUUACAAUAAUUAAGAAAUUAUUUAAAUCAUUGCAAUAUGCCAUUUCUUCCAUUUUUGGAAUUUUUUAGGUUCUUAUUAUUUUCCUAUUUAUUUCAGUUCUGAUCAGUAUGAACUUAUUUCCUUACAUCAAAGAGUAAAAGAUUAUAAAUGGCUAUGAUGUGACCUUUAGGGAUUUCCCUAAUGCUCUAUUUACACUUAUCAGAGUUAUGACAAGUGAGUAUUGGUAUGUUGUUGCUUAAGAAGGAGCUAAAAAAAUGUAGCCUGAUUUUGUUUGUUUUGAAAAUAUUAUUCUAUAUGAAGAUUAUUAAAAAUAUGGAUAAAAUGCAUGCGGUAGUAGACUUUCUUAUAUAUUUUUCUAUGGGUUUUAUCUUGUUUUCACUCUUGUCAUCCUAAAUAUCUUUAUUGCAACCAUCAUAGAGUCUUAUAAGGAAGCAUUCAGUGCAGAUGAAAGUGCUGUAAAUCACUAUCAAUUAGAUGAUGUGUUAGAAUUGUGGAAACAGUAUGAUCCAGAAGGAAAAGGAUAUAUCAGCUAUAAAGAAUUUUGGCAAUUUUCAAGUUAAAUUGCAAUUAUCUAUGGUGUAAAAAGCGAAGAUCUGAUGGAUAUUUAAAAUAAAAAUGAGUUUCUAAAAACACUAAAUAUUCCUAUCUUUGAGGAUCCCAUAAAUAAGGUAUUUUGCUACAAAUUCCAUGAUGUUGUAAUAUCAAUCUCAAAGAUAUCUGUUCAAAUAAAAUAUGGAAUCACAACUCUUGAGCCAGAAAAUUCUAAUCUCAGAAAUUAAUUAGACUCUCUAAUUAAGAAGAAAAAGCUUUCAGGAGAUGAUAUGAUUAAGCCUACUUCAUUUACUAGUGCUGAUAUGGUUUUAAUAAUUGUAUUAACUAGAAAAGUUAAAUAAUGGAGACAAAAAGUACUGGGCAAGUAAGAAGAAUAUAUAUUAGACAUAAAGCAGUUAACUUAAAAAUUAAAAAGCCAAUUUAACAAAUCCUAAAACAUAAAUUUAGAGCAAGCAUAAAAAGAAGAAGAAAAUGAUAAAAAAUAAACAAAUUAAGAAAUUCAACAAUUAAAUUAACAACAAACUACUGAAUAACUUAAAAUUAAGGAUAUUUUAAAGGAAGAUAAACAAUAAGACACUGAAUAAUUUAUCCCAAUUACAGUAAAAAGUAAACUGCCUCCAAUUGAAAAGAAAAAGUUUAAUUCUAAAUAAUCAACUCUCAAUAAAGCAGAAAAAAAUGUCAAAUUUAUAGAAUGCUUAUAAACAAAACCUUAAGACACUGAAGAUGGUUUAGUUUUAUAAAAUAAUAACUAAGAUGAUUUUAAUUAUAAUAAUAUCGAAUAACCAAAUAAAAUUACAGAUCAAUAAUUUGAAAAAAAUAAAAGUUUACCUGUAAAAAUUAGCAAAUAAAACAGUAAUGCUAGUAAUAAUAUCUCAAACACUUAAAUAUAAUAAAAAAGUAGUUCAGAAUAAAACCAAAAUCAAAAUAUUUAAAGCCCUGAAAAUAAUAAUAACUGCUAAGAAAAUUAAGAAAAGCAAUUUAGAGAUGAAAAAUUAAAAUUCAGCAUUUUACCAAUUGAGUUUAAGGCUACCAGUGUAAUUUAAGAAUAGGAUAAUUAUCAAGAUGAUGAUUUUGGUUUAGAUGUCAAUUUCAAUCAAAACUUUAUUUUUGCUUUUGAUGAGUAAGAAGAAACUCAAAAUAUUUGA